Lytechinus pictus (painted urchin) is the source of this 3690-nucleotide messenger RNA. Its product is annotated as 26S proteasome regulatory subunit 10B. Gene Ontology annotation, cellular component: proteasome regulatory particle, base subcomplex; cytosolic proteasome complex. Bases 31 to 1200 code for a protein of 389 amino acids. Gene Ontology annotation, biological process: positive regulation of RNA polymerase II transcription preinitiation complex assembly. The transcript is spliced from 12 exons. Gene Ontology annotation, molecular function: ATP binding; proteasome-activating activity; ATP hydrolysis activity. The record is from RefSeq and is a predicted model, not a curated record. Lineage: Eukaryota; Metazoa; Echinodermata; Echinoidea; Temnopleuroida; Toxopneustidae.
AACAUUUUCACAGCUAGUCAUACAUUCAUCAUGGCGGAUCCUAGAGAAAAAGCAAUAACCGAUUACCGGAAGAAAUUGCUUGAACACAAGGAAUUAGAUGCCCGAUUGAAAGAAAUGAGAGAGCAUCUGAAGGAGCUAACCAAGAAAUAUGACAAGUCUGAAAAUGAUCUGAAGGCUCUACAGAGUGUUGGUCAGAUUGUAGGUGAGGUCUUGAAGCAACUGACUGAAGAAAAAUUCAUUGUAAAGGCAACGAAUGGGCCUCGCUAUGUGGUAGGCUGCAGACGAGGUCUUGAUAAAACGAAGCUCAAGCAGGGUACAAGGGUAGCUCUCGAUAUGACAACAUUGACUAUCAUGAGGUACCUACCCCGUGAGGUUGAUCCAUUAGUGUAUAACAUGUCUCAUGAAGAUCCUGGUGAUAUCUCCUACUCAGCCAUCGGUGGUCUAGCUGAACAGAUCAGAGAACUCAGAGAGGUUAUCGAACUCCCGCUGUUGAAUCCGGAACUGUUUGAAAGAGUUGGAAUCACACCACCCAAAGGCUGUCUGUUGUAUGGUGCACCAGGAACUGGGAAGACCUUGCUUGCGAGGGCAGUUGCCAGUCAGCUGGAUGCAAAUUUUCUCAAGGUUGUUUCCAGUGCUAUAGUAGACAAGUAUAUUGGAGAGAGUGCCCGGCUGAUCAGGGAGAUGUUUGCCUACGCCAGGGAUCAUGAACCGUGUGUUGUCUUCAUGGAUGAGAUCGAUGCUAUAGGAGGUAGGAGAUUCUCAGAAGGCACCUCGGCUGAUAGAGAGAUCCAGAGAACUCUUAUGGAGUUGUUGAAUCAGAUGGAUGGUUUUGACACUCUCGGUAAAGUAAAGAUCAUUAUGGCAACCAACAGACCUGAUACGUUAGAUCCUGCUCUUCUUAGACCGGGUAGACUUGAUAGGAAGAUUGAAAUUCCACUUCCUAAUGAGCAAGCCAGACUGGAGAUUCUAAAGAUCCAUGCAGCUCCCAUUACAAAGCAUGGCGAUAUAGAUUUUGAAGCUGUAGUGAAGCUCUCAGAUGGAUUCAAUGGUGCUGAUCUCAGGAACGUUUGUACAGAAGCAGGUAUGUUUGCUAUCAGGGCAGAACGAGAGUAUGUGGUGGACGAGGACUUCAUGAAGGCGGUCAGGAAAGUCUCAGAUAACAAGAAACUGGAAACCAAACUAGAUUAUAAACCCGUAUAAUAAUAAUACAUGAACCGUAGUAUUAUUUUCCUUAUAUAAUGUAAUGGUUGUCUAGACUAUCAUUUAUUGCCUUCAGUCGAAUGUAGGUGGUAGAGACUUUAAAAAAAGAAUCUAAAGAAAAGUUUUCAUACUGCAGUUACGAUCUCCAGCUUCAGAGUGCAGGGCCCAUUCCAUGUGUUGAACUCUCCAGGGUCCUGUUACUUAAUGCUUAGUGACUGAUCAUACAAUUGAUGUUUGUGAUUCAUUCUACAUUAUGGUCAAUGCAAUCAGUCAUGAAAAUUUGUUUUAGGAUCAAUUGCUUAGCUUUGUGUUAUGGAGCCCAGGCGGGUGCAUCAUAAAGCUGCUCGUAAGUUGAGAGCGACUUUAAGAACGACUGGUGAUCCUUUCUUGUGGUAAAUGAUAUUCACCAUCAAAUGUUUAUUGAUGAUUAUGUAGCGCGUAAGAAAGGUUCACUAGUCGUUCUUAAAGUCGCUCUUAACUUACAAACAGCUUUAUGAAACAGCCCCCAGACCCUCAUAUUUGAUCUAUUGCACCUGGCUAUGAAAUAGAUGCAAGACGUCAUCAGUGAUCUUUCUAUAUUUGUGUUAUGGAAAAUUCUUUUAAAACUUUGGUUUCAGAUGCUGAAAAUCUCGAAUACUUUCCAUAUGGAGACUUUUUAUUAUGUGUAAAGAGAAUGAGCCAGUAACAAUGAAUAAUUGAAUUAUAAAAUUAUGUCAGGUAUAUAUUUGUGAUUUCAAGUUUGGUGUUGGUGCUGGGUUCCAUUUCAUAAAGAGUUGUAUUUCUUUAACAAAUUUACUUUCAGCCAAUCAGAUUGGCAGAUUUCGGAAGGUUUUAACUGUUAUUGCAAAUUUGUUGUAAUUACAAGUUAUAUGAAAUGGGAUCCACAUGUUGGAACCAAUAUACAUUGCCUCCCAGUCCCAUAGCUCAACACUAAGCCAAACUUGUCCCAAGAUUGGUCUCAUUGGCCCGAAUUCACAAAAGUGGUUUUGAAACCCUACGGUUGAAUCCAUGGUUUAUGCAGAUUUCCUGUAUAAUUUACGCUUGAUAAUUUAGCGCGUGUGUAAAAUAUGUCCAAUGCUGGUGCGCUCUUUUGUCACAGUGCGCCAAAUUGAUGCCUGUCACCAUGAUUAGAUACGCAAUUUUAUUCAUGAGUCCACUGUUUGAAGAGUGGACUCAUUAUUCAAAACAGUGGACUCAUGAAUAAAAUAGCGUGGAUAACCACGGCAACAGGCGUCAAUUUGGCGCACUGGCAAAAGCGCGCAUCAGCAUUGGACAUUUUUUAGUAUACGAGGUAAAUAAGAAUAAUUUAUACAGGAAAUCUGCAUAAACCAUGGACUCAACCGUGGGUUUUCAAAACCACCUUUGUGAAUUCGGGCCAGUGUGAUUUUGGUGCUGUGCUGAUGUAAAACUUAACCAAAAACAAUGCCAAUUGGUCAACACCGAACUUGAGUAUGGAUGGAUCGACGGCAGGCUUUAGGGUCAAAUUUGAAACUUUUGUCCGGCUGUCUCUUGACUUGGGUCUCACAGUUUCUGAUUUAUCCCUGGGGGGUGUGUUAUUAAGUUGUGUAUGACUUUAUGCAGGACUGGAACACGUUCUUAAGAGCCAAGUCAGCUGCACAGCCCGGGAGUGACCACUUACAUUGACGAGUGGAUACCAUGCGCGACCAAAAAGCUACGUGUUUAGGGUCAAAUUUGCGAGGGUAUAAAAAAUACUAAAAUGUUUUAUAAAGGAUGUACUUUUUGCCCCAUCAACACUAGGUGUUUAGAGCUGAUUUUAUGUAGGUAAUGGUAAAACGACGACCGACACGUAACUAAAAUAUCGCUGUACUUGUUUAAGGGUUUAAUUCAGGAAAUACUUGCCAAUAGUAUAGUUUUGUUUCCAACACUUGAUAAGGGUAGGUUUUCACACGCCAAUACUUGUUAAGGGGUGCAUUUUCAGAAUAUGGAAAAUACUUGUUUAGGGUGCUUUUCGAGACCCCAUGGUCGCGCAUGGUAUCCACUCGCCAAUGGAAGUGGCCUCCGGGGCUGCACAGUAAGGAUAUAUCAUUAAGCACGAGAACAGGCCGCCAUGCAUGUGUAAAGUCAUGCACAACUUUAAACCAACAGCUUUAUGAAAUGCCCCCCCCCCCCCGUAUUUCAUUAUUGGAAAGUUACUCAUGGUAAUACAAUCCAUUGCCAGUGUCUCCCAAAUGUAUUUUGGAGAAGUGGAUUUGAAUUGUCAUUAUUUUAAUUUCCCAAUAUGAAUACAUCUCCCUCUGUCUGCAAAGUGAUAUAAGUUUUGUACACCAAGAGCUUUAUACCUUCCAUAGUUAUCUUGAAGAAAAAAGCUGUCCCAGGUGUAUUUGUGGAGAAUAAAAUUAAAAUGGAAGAAUACUUGUUUUCAUUAUCAAUAAAACAAAAUUAUUUUAAUUGUUGCAUUCUAUUGAAGUAAAAUGUAUUGUUUACGUUUUGUUUAUCCGUUGUAAGAAAUAAAAUGUCUGUACAUUAAAA